AUGGUCCAAGACCACUUUAAUCAUGUCAUGGAGAACAAGGUCUAUGGUAUGCCUAAUGCUCUGAAGGCCAGUCAACUACUUGAAUUCAUUAUUGACAAUGAUGGAGAACAAACCAUUUCACCUUUGACUAUCCUGGCUGAAGUGAACCUCUUCAUAACCAAUGAAGAGUGGGAUGCAUCUCAUAUCCUUGAUCUCAAGAUUGGAGGUCUGCUGGAAUCCAUUCAUGACAGCAAGCAACACAACCACCCAAUGAAGGAAGAUGCCUCCACAUCCAUUGGAGGCAAUCCCCCCACCUCUGACUCAGAUGUCUCCAACUGGUGCUUAGUUGGUCAUGAUGCCACUCCUGGGCCUACACCCGAGCUCAACAUGCUCACUAAUCACCAUUUGAAAGUGCUUACUGGCCUUAAUGACAAGAUGAGGUGGAAUGAUCAAGACCUUCUUGACCCAUGUGAUCAGCCAGUGCCAAUCACUGUCAACCUAUUUGACUGGGCAGUGGACAAGUGCACCAUGCACUCAGUUGCCAAAGAGUAUGAGCUCCUCACUUUGGCCUAUGCACUAUGCUGGAACCAAGUGGGUCACCAUGCAUAUGACUUCCUUCUCAAGUGGGAAGCUCAUGUUUCGGAAUUGCAUGCAUACAUGAAGACACCCUGGACACCUGAUCACUGUUAUAGGACUCUCAAGUGUGCACUGCCAUCUGACAAAAAUGCUCUAUUCAAUUUAGUGUUCAUCCUACAUGAACAACUUCAUGGCAGAGAGCAGACAACUGAGAGUGUCGCCGAAGUCUUACAUAGAUGUUGUCACAGGGUUGGCUGGCCAGCGCAAGAGAGUGAGCCAAUUGAUCAGCAGCAGUCAUGGUAA
Molecule: messenger RNA, 858 nt
Organism: Ustilago hordei
Lineage: Eukaryota; Fungi; Basidiomycota; Ustilaginomycetes; Ustilaginales; Ustilaginaceae
Exons: 3
Coding region: 1-858 (285 amino acids)
Source: RefSeq, a predicted model, not a curated record